Messenger RNA from Prunus armeniaca (apricot), 420 nucleotides. Lineage: Eukaryota; Viridiplantae; Streptophyta; Magnoliopsida; Rosales; Rosaceae. The record is from the annotation of a GenBank genome assembly.
AUGGCAGGGGUUCAAAACCCGUUGGAAGCACUUUGUGGCCAGGGGCAAGCUGAACCCCGAGCGGAAUUAAUCCCACUCUUCGGGUGUGGGGACACCUCGUGUGGUAGUGGAAGUGGCGAAAGAGAUGGAGGUGAAGAUGGUGGUGAAAGAGGUAGUGGUGGUGGAGAUUGCGGUUGUGGAGGUGGUGGAGAUGGAGAAGAAGGAGGUGAUGGUUGUGGUUGCGGUGGCGGAGGAGGAUGUGGUGGUGAUGGUUGUGGCGGUGGAGGUGGUGAAGGUGAAUGUGGUAGUGGUGGUGGUGGUGCAAAUGGCGGUUGUGGAGGUAGAGGUGGAGGUGGAGGAGGAGGUGGUGGUGGCGGAGGAAGAUGUGGUGGUGGAGGUGGCAGCGAUGGCGGUGGAGGUGGUCUCAUUUUAAAAAAUUAA